AUGCAAUGUCUCACGCAGCUCACCCAAUUUUGCACGCUCGCUUCUCAAAACAAGAAGAUCAAUAGUACUCAACAAGAACAAAUCUAUCUGCUCUGGACCGAUCUCGCACGUAUUUUGGAGAAUUGUUCCUUCGAUAAAUUGGAUAAGAAUGUUGAAGUUACACUGAUGAAAUCGGUUUCGUUUUUGACCAACAUCGGCAACUCUGUACUCACAAGAAGACUGAUUUGUAGAUGUUUCAACAAAUUCUUCAACAUCAAUCCAAGCACAUUGAUUCCUUCCGGAUCAAGCAAAAUACUACAAUUGUUGGAACAACACUCAAACGCCACUCGGAACCCACAGAAAAUUAACGAAAUAGCCUGUUUGUUGGACAUACUGGGAGAAGCCUACUCGAUACAGUCCCAUCUAGUGCCGAACCUAUUCAAUCUCAUCAACAAUAAUUUAUUUUGGAAAUUAUGGAAAUUGAAUGACGAUCCUAUUAAAGAGGCUAUAUUAAUGUUAUGCGCUAAAUACGUAGCCAACUCAAAGAAGAGAGUGAAGAAUGAGUGGACAGAGUACUUGAAAUUAAUAUUAAAAGGUACUCAAGAAACAAACAAACACGUCAAAAUUGCCUGUGGAGAAUUAAUGUUAUCUAUCGCAGUCAAUUAUGCAAGACCGUCAGAUGUGAACCUAAAAGUUUUCGAUACAUCUCUGAACAUGUGUUUGAAGAGUAUGGAAGACACCGAAGAAGAAGUUCGAAAGGUUUUCAGCCAUGCUGCCGCCCAGUUGCUACUUUCUUGUAUGAGUGACACUGGCCUCCAUGAUUCUGUUGCCAAUGAAGACGGAGGCAUUACUCCAAGAUCUCAAAAGCCUUCAAAAGAAUAUACUUGUAGUUAUGCUAUCAUGAUUGCUACAGCUCCUUUUACGAGAAUAGGUCAAACAAAAGAAUUGAGAUCAGCAAUAGCGUCAUGUAUAAUUUAUUUCUUCUCGAAAUGUCCUGAGGAUGUAAUCAUAUCAAAUAUGGAUACAAUUGUGAAAAAUUUGACUGGUUUAAUUUCUAUUAGCUCCAACAAUAUCACCAACAAUGACAAGAAAUAUGCUCAAACUUAUGUCACUAAAAUGCUUAGUAUUGGUCUGAUUGACAAACUUACAGAAGCAGGAAGAAUAUCUUUAUUGAACAAUUUGGUUCAAUUAGUGAUCAAUAAUACCGUCGUCCCAAAUGAUAGUUGUUUUACUACGGUAUUAUAUUGUAUUGGUAAGCUAUGCAAAGUCUUGGGAGAGUGUGUUGCUAAAUAUAGAGACUCUAUUCUUGAUGCAAUUUUGCAAAGCUUGAAAUAUCCAAUUGAAAGUGUGAGAUAUGUUGGAUCUUUGACAAUUAAGCAACUAAUGGAAGCUCUUCCAUCACAUUCUACUGGAUUAAUAAGUGCAUUAAUGAAUAUGGUUCAAAUUGAUCAUGCAGAGUUGGCAACAGCAUCCAAAAGAGAUGAGAAUAUCAAAAACUAUGCAAAUUCACUUCAUGGACACUCUUGCGCGCUUGCUGCGUUGAUAAUGGUUUCGGCCAAACACAGUCUUACCAUUUCACAUGCUCUUUGUUCUGCAGUUUUAGAUACUGCAUCGCUUCUAGGAAAGGCUGCUCAUAAGUCAGCUGAUGACCUCUAUGUUUCUACAAAACGUCAAGAGUCAUGCUGGAUUCUAGUAUGUGCCAUUCUUUCCUUAAACGAUUAUUGGGUGAAAAAUAAUUUGGAAAAAAUCUUAGAGCUUUGGGACGAUACAAUGAGUGGAAAAUAUGAGGAACCUAUCACCUAUUCAACCAAGGAAGAAGAAAUCACUUACAGACUUAGAUCAAGAGCAUGUUGUUUGCUCUCAUUACAAAUUUUUAUUAUGAACUGCAUUCCUCUCUUAACACCUGAAAAGCUCAAUUUAAUUUUCGGAUACAUUACAGCAACAGUCGAUUUACUUUCCUCUUUACCACCAACAUUCAAACCAACCACAUCAACAGGACUUUACUCGAUUAACUUGAUCAAAAUGAAUCUUUUCAAUUUGGUUGGUAAGCUUCCAGAAAAUGUGUUAGCCUAUGUGCCUUCAACAGAUAGCAAAUUACAGCUUCCUCAACACCGACAUGUCAUCAAUUUUGUCACCAAGAUGGCUUUUGCUGAAGCCGAUGCCUCUAUUUCCGAUUCAAUUCCUAUUAGAACCUCGCUUAUUGACUCCAUGGUUGACCUGAAGGUAAAACUGGACCCUAUUGAAGAAAAGUAUACUUCUAUAUCUGUGGACAGCUUUGAUGCUUCGUGCAUUCUCUUUGACAAUAUUUCUAAUUUAUUCUACUCUGAAAGUAUUUUCCUUAAAUUGCCGUCUCUUACAGUUCGAUUGGUAGACUCAUCAAUCAGAGUUUUAGGAAAACUUUUCUUUUACCACAAACCAAACUCCAAAGCCCAAAUUAUUGAACAUUUAGUUCAACAAGUUAAAACUGCAUUAGCCAAUAACUUGAUGACACCUACAACAACCUCGCACAGAACAAGACUUGAAGAAGAUUCGGGUCCAAUAGAUUCUACUUUAUGCAUUUUUUCUAAUGUCGUUGCUACAAUUUAUUGCAUUUUAAGAAACUUGGAAACAAAGCCAGAAGAAAACAAGAAACAUAAGUUUUAUCCUCAAAUUCAUUCUGUGUUAAAUGCUGCUAUUGGAUUUUCAGAUCCAUUUGUACGUGCUGCAGCUGCAGAGUGCAUGUAUUCAUUUGGAAAAAUUAUUGGUGACAUUCUUUUAGAAGAUAUUGUUAAAAGAUGCACUCAAAAGAUUACGACAUCGAACGCAUCCUUAAAAUCUGGUUUGGCGCUAGCUCUUGGCUCUGUCAACAGAUCAGUAGGAACAUUGAAAAGUCGAGAACUUCUUCCUUCAACAGUCAGUUUCUUGAUUGCUCUAUCCAAAAUUACAGAAGAGGACGUGCAAAGGAGUGCUUUUCUUUCCCUUUAUCAUACAAUUGAUACAAACGGUGUUGCAUUUUCUCCUCAUGCAGAAACCAUUAUACAGAGUAUAUUCUCUCUUCUAUUCGACGCUCCUCAUUCAGCAGUCUCUAUUUUGACAGCAGCGUGUAAGAUUAUGCGGGGCCUUAUUGGAUUGGGGCCAGAAUUGCUGCAGCUAAAGACUCAACCAUUUGACAAAAUCUUUAACUAUUUCGUCAGUGAUUUGAUGACUAGUAUUCAAGUAGAUUCUGAACUUUUCAGUUCGGAUGCUUUGGUCAUUGAAUUUAUUCACCUUUUGCAGCGAGUAAUUGUAUUUACUCCCUAUUUGGUUGAAAACUUGGAAACUAUUGUUGCCUUUUUGAAGAAGUUAAUUCAUCUCAAGAAAGAAAGAUUAUACAUUGAAAAUAUUCAAAACGAGAUUGGCCAAUGCAUCAAAAUAAUUUGUGAUCAAAAACCAGAACUGAUUUCCAAGUAUUUCACACCAUCAGAACUCUUUGAAAUUGUUGAUGAUAUGGACUUUUCUAUUUCUCAAGCAUUAACAUAUCAGUCACUAUCUCAAAGUUCGAACGAGAAAUACGUUGCGGGUAACAAUCAAGAAAAUCACUUCAAGAAUAUUCUUUCAUCAUUGAUAUCCAGCAAAUUAAUUUCUCCAAAGCCUUGGAUUGAUUUGAUUCAUAUUGUCAUCUAUUCAGAACUGAGAACUCUUGAAAAAGAAACUAGUCAAAGCGUGAUGUUAGGUGAUACUGACGAAAAAGAUGACACACCUGUUGAAAAGAAAACAUCAGAAGUACAACCAUUGGUGUAUAGUUGGCAAACAAAGGUGUUUGCAAUGAAAUGUCUCCAGCAAGUAAUUGAAACCUAUAGUGAUGAGCUAUGGCACGUAGAUUUGUCUGUUGCAAGAAAAUAUCCCGACAAAGAUUGUCUGGUUAAUCAUCUUUCCAAAAUUAUUGACAUUUGUUGUACUGCCACUAAUAAGGGAACAGUUUCUGUUCAACACGCAGGACUUGUGUUGAUGAUUAAUAUUAACAACAUUUUUGGAAAAUAUCAAGAUCCUGAUGUUCCAUCAGAACCCCUUCUUCAACAACAUGCGCUUAGAUUUAGCACUGCCAUUAGUGAUACCAUCACCCAAAUUAAUUCUCCACUUCUUGUAUAUGCAUCUUGCCAACUCGCUUCUAUAUUUAUUCCAUCACGUAUGCUUAAAAAUCAAUCAAAAUUACUUUCUAGAAUGUGCUCCUAUUUACUCAACUAUAUAAUAGAUCCUAAAACUUUUGUCAGCUCGAGCCAAGGAGAGGUUACCACAUGUAUGAUCAGAAUUUCUGUGUUGACAUCUCUAGCUGAAAUUUAUGUUUCUGCUCAAGAAACUCAAAAUAAGGAUCUUUUGGAGAUUUUACAACCAAAUAUGAAGGAUAUAUUUAUUAACUGGUAUAAUUUACUUCAAGACUUUUCAAAUCUAACAGUCGUUGUUAAUGAUGAAGAGGAUGAUCACAUACUGAUACGAACGAGCAAUGAAUAUUAUGCUCCUAUCUAUGAACAAGCUGUUGAAAAUUUGAAUAACUUUUAUUUUGUUGAACCUGGAACUGAAAGAAAUGUUCUAUACUAUUUUAAGCAGUCAUAUGCCAGUGUUUUGAAUGCAAUUUCUGUUUCAAGAGGAAAAGAAGAUCUAGACUCUACUGCUGAUGAUAUUGACUACAAUGAUUCAUUACUUAUUGGUCUUGCCAUUUCUCAUCUCUAUGGUACUGAUAAGAAAAAUAUUGACAAAUCGAUCAGAUGUAUCAAAUCAAUUGGAGAAAUCAUUGCCACCAAACAAUUCCAAAAACAUCAUCAUGCUCCUGGAGCAGUUUUCGAAGUUUUCUUGCUACUAAUUGAAAUUCAAGGCAUUAGACAUUUGGCUCUUCAUAAUGCCUGUUUAGACCUUUUAGAAAAGAUUCUCACUAAUGUUGACAUGUCACUAUUUGUAUCCAGUGAUCAAGUAAGCACACAAGCAAUUGUUACAACUAGUACUGAAGUCUGUUUGAAACCUCUUAGACUUCAUUUCCCUUAUCUGUUCAAACAAGAUGGAGAAUUCGAGAUGGGUUCAUUUACCUUAGAAAAGGAUCAAAAAGACCUAAUUGCGAAGAGCAUGUCAUGUCUCAAGGCAAUUGUGAAGACAUUCGGUCUUUCAAUCACAGGUGCUGUGGUACCAACAUUAUUUUACACAGCAUGUAGAGUUGUACAAUUCACAAGAUCCAAUUUAGGUUUAGACACAACCACAGCCAUUAUUGAAGUCAGCGAGAAGCUUCAUUCUGAAUUAGAUGGCUCCGAUCAAAGUAUGACUACUGAAGAAAAAUUCAGUAUUUGGAGUGUUGCUAUUCAUGCAUCCAUUGAUAAUAUUAUUAGUAGAUUAUUAUUUUCUGGAAAUAUUAUUUACACUCCAGAAAUUGAGUUAUUAUUCAUUUUCCUUUCAUCCUCACUCUGUUCCAACAUUGAACUUCAUGACAAGGUUGUUAGAAAUAUUAUCAAAGCUCUCCAAAACGAAAUUAUCAAUAUUCAUGAUUCCUCUAAUGGUGACACUAAAAAGAUUUCACAAGCAGUCGACAACACGUUCAACAUUUUGUAUGGACUUCAGAAUGGCAUUCUCUAUCUUGCAAGAAGUGGUCUGGCUAAACUUGCUGUAUUUUAUUCAAUGAGUGCUGCUGUGGAAAUUGUGCUGAAUUUAUCCUCUGAGUCCAAGUUCUUGGUCGUCUCAGUUGUGGACAAUACUCAUGUGCUUGACAAGAUUGCUCCUCCUGCAAUCAACAUUUUAUUGGCUGGAUUCUCCUUACUGUCCGAGUUAAACUCUCCUCCAGCUUCUGUUCAAAGUUAUCUCUGCACCAUUGUUCCAAUGCUUGUGAAUAUGACGAAAUUCGCGCGAGACCACAACAUGAGCAAAACAUUUUCAUUGGGAGUUCAGUGUUUUGACCGAUUAACCAAGGUAGCUCCAGACCAAUUCAAAUCUCUCAUCACGGCUCAGUUGUUGCCUCCUUCAGUCAUCACUGACAUUCAGGAAUUUGCCAAGCAACAGCAGCAAUCUGUGGCAGCUGCUUCAUCGAGUAGUAGCACUGCCAAAAAACCCCGUGGUAGCAGCUUCCAAACCAAAGAAAAAGCUAACCAUGAACUUUUAAUUCAAAGAAAUUGUGAAUAA
Molecule: messenger RNA, 6093 nt
Organism: Naegleria fowleri
Lineage: Eukaryota; Heterolobosea; Eutetramitea; Acrasida; Naegleriidae
Exons: 2
Coding region: 1-6093 (2030 amino acids)
Biological process (GO): retrograde transport, endosome to Golgi; endocytosis; intracellular protein localization
Cellular component (GO): membrane; endocytic vesicle; Golgi apparatus
Source: RefSeq, a predicted model, not a curated record